CCCUGUCACUGAUAGCACAAUAGCAUAGCUAGCCGACAGAAGUGCCUGUGCUCCCUGCUUCUGAGGGAAACUACAAAGUCCUGCGCCGGUGGGACACCUGUCAUCAUGGCUGUGUUGGGCUUUAAAUUGUGACAACUGACGACAAGAUGAUGAACGACAUCAUGGAGGAGCCAGAGAAGGACACCCUGCUGGAAGCACAGCCGGAAACUCAAGCUCUGUCGGGGCCCAGUAGUGGAACAAGACCUAAGACCACUGAUGGAGGAAUCAGGCCUGUGGAGAAAAGAGGACCUUACAUCAUGUCCAGAGCUCCAGCAAUCCACCUCAAACUACAGAAACACAGGGAGAUGGCGAGGAAAGCACUGAAGAAGAAAGCCCUCUCACCAGGACCUCCAGUGAUGCAUCAGCCCAGACAAGGAGUUAAGAGGACGGUGAAGUAUAACAAGGGCUACGCUGCUUUGAGUCAGCAUGCCGAGGACAGUUUGGUUGCUCUGGACUCAGACAGUGAUGAAGAGAUCGAUUUUGAGCAGUAUUCCUCAGGAUACUCUUCAGCUGAGGUGCAUCCUGAUUUAAGCAGGCAGCUGCUUCAGGACGGCUACCGUCUGGAUGAGAUCCCCGAUGACGAGGACCUGGACCUGAUUCCGCCCAAAGCCCUGGGCUCCUCUGUGUGCUGCUGCUCCGAGAGCCCGUCUUGCUCCAUGCAGUGAUGUCAGUGCAGUGACUCGAACCUUUAAAAGGCUUGGCUCCAGCUCCUGUCCCUGACUUUAGUCACUGGUGCCUGAGGCCUUCUUUCUAACCCAGGACCACGGUUGUGCUGCCUGUGGACUUCCAGCUUUGAAGCCAAACUCCUCCUCCGUUUGUGCAGGACCGCGUGCACUGAGAGCGCUCGAACACACACAAAAACACGGAGGGACAUAAGAACAAGCCUUAUCCACUGUGACCCCAAAGCUUGACGUAUUUUUUUAUUUUUCUUCUUUUUAUAGAACUACAUCAAAUGCUAAUGAUGACAGUGCUCCAAACGGAGUGGCAGAGUAAUCAUCUGGGAUAUGUCGUCGUUGACCCAAUACAGAGCUGGUUACCUUCUUUUCCGCUCUGGUGAACAGGUCUACAGCCCUCUGAGCGUGACAUGCACACACGUAUGGUGUGUUUUAAUGUUCUGGCACUGAGAGUUAGAAUUUCCUAGUUAUCCCUUCACCAUUCCCUGACUACUGUUGCAUUAACUGGCUAUUCUUUAACUUCAUCUGUUCUCAAAUAACAGCUUCCAUUUAUGACACCUUAUAUGAAACCUAUUCCAAUAUGACAACAAUAACAACCAGUAGGAUAUAUUUUUUAUUAUAAAGCAGAGCACUGAAUUGAAAAUGGAUACACAGUAUAGUGAUUGAGUGAAACCACUUCAUUUCUUUAUGGCUUAUGUGUAAUGAUAGUUAUUUAUGUUGCUGUCUCAUAAGCCUGAAAUUAUGUGUAGAAGAUGAGCCUGGCCCAGGAUUAUGUUCUACUGGUUCCAUAGUUUUUGUGUUUGAGAGGACAGAGUUGUACAGGUACAAGUGGUCAACAGCUACAUACCAAGAAAGACUCACUGAUCCUCUGCCUGUAGGAGAUAUACUCGGAGAGAAAAGCAUGAUGAAAAGUUACAAAGCUACAAAGUUAUGGACUGUUUGAAAGAGUAAUACACCUGUUGUAACUGUUACACUGCUGCAUAUGGCACGAAAUGUAAGCAGACACGUUACUUUAAUGCUUCAAUAGAUGAACCAAUGACAUUCUUACAAUCUCUGUAUUGUAGAAAUAAGAUUCAUUCCAGUAACCAGAAAAAAAAAUAAUAUUAUAGACUUAAAAUCAAAAUACAUUCCCACAUAAGUCAUCUGAAGACAUUUGUUUAUGUGUUUAGAUUGGCACAUGUUUCUAAUUUAAAUUCUAAGUGUAUUGAUAUGCUUUAGAAAACAAUUUGGGAUGGAUAGGAAGAAUUCAAAAAUAUAUUUACAUUCAUUUCUUUGUUGUUUUACCAGGAUGGAUAUGUAGCAUUUUGGAAUAGAACCCUGUCUAGGAUCUGAUAACUCAUCUGUAACACUUCAGAGUGUUUUAUUUAUUUAUUUACUAUUAUAUUUGUUGGGGACACUAAACUAGUUGUAACAACAGGUUAAAAACAGUAAACCUGAUUUACAUAUUUCAGUUUAAACUAUGUUUGAAUUGAUUAUUUUGUGUUAUAAAGUGUCUUUUGUCUCCUACUCAACAGACACAUGGAUGUGCUGAAAAUGGCAAUCCUUAGUAAUAUAUAUAUAUAUUUCUAGAUUAUUUUCUUUUCUUUUUCCACAAAAAAUAUAUCAGUUCAUUUAUGUUACCGUCUGGGUCAUAUUUUACUAUUAAUUGAUGGUGUUUAUUUUGAAAUUGUGCAUUAACGAAAUGUCCACCAUCAGAGUAAGUGACAGUGAUCACUUUCUCAGGAGAUAUGUGUGCGUGUGUGCAACUAGAAAUGAUUUGCUUUUCACAUAAUGUGUAAAAAACUAAAAUUGCACAACUGUUUAAGUGCAUAGAGGUUUCAAGUCAGGAUAAUUGUAUGGCUGCUGUUUCACUUAACCUGCAGACCACACUGUUAUUUCUCAUGCUGUGAUGUUGGUUGUUAAAAAAGGCGUAACUCUCGCUCAUAUAUAUGAAUGGGAUAGCAGACCACUUGACCACCAUAAAGAAGUUGAGGACUGGAAAGAGUAGGAACCUUGAUUUGUCCUUCACAGUCGGGAUCAAUUCACACAUUCAAAUUCAGGAAGCUGAAUUUUCUUGAAACCUUUGCAAUGGAAAUGUUAAAAAAUGUUACAUUCUUUACACAAGUAAUGUACAGUAUCUCCUCACAGCAGUCUGUGGUUGUAAUGUGGGUGAUUUAGGAGUAAAAGCUGAUUCUACUCUUUCACUAAGUGUGAGUCACUUGAUACAAGUGUGAGGUAAAUGCUUUAAAUGUAACAGCUGAAUUUAAGGUGUGUUGACCCCGGCCCUGGCUCUGCACGAUGUUUUUAUGUACACUAGUAUUGCACUUAACACCAGUGGUCAGUAGCAAGUACACUUGACUCACCUGUACUAUGCAACUAUUGGGACAAUCUGCUUGUUAUACAACAAUAUAGUGUUACUGAGUGCUAGAGGCAAUAACUUAAUUAUUUUAUAAUUGUAAACACUAGUCUUUUUUUAUUUGAUUGUACUGUUUAUUGGUUUACAUAACUAAAUAAAAGUAUUA
Messenger RNA from Morone saxatilis (striped sea-bass), 3214 nucleotides. RefSeq names its product family with sequence similarity 219 member B (gene fam219b). NCBI's taxonomy places the organism in Eukaryota, Metazoa, Chordata, Actinopteri, Moronidae. Bases 147 to 704 code for a protein of 185 amino acids. The record is from RefSeq and is a predicted model, not a curated record. The transcript is spliced from 6 exons.